Messenger RNA from Drosophila albomicans, 984 nucleotides. RefSeq lists its product as uncharacterized. NCBI's taxonomy places the organism in Eukaryota, Metazoa, Arthropoda, Insecta, Diptera, Drosophilidae. The record is from RefSeq and is a predicted model, not a curated record. The transcript is spliced from 5 exons. Bases 154 to 984 code for a protein of 276 amino acids.
UUAUUAAACUCAACUCAAUCAGAUGCACGGCAUAUCGGCUAUAUAUAGGCCAUAUAAAAAACAGAAUCGCGUUAAUAUAUCUCAUAUGAGUUGUGCCGCAAACUCGAUUAGGAGGUGACAGUGACACUGACGGACAUUUGUAACUUUUCUACGAUGAUGCAGCGAACACACAUAAUUGGCUUACCCAUAUUCUGGUUUUGUUUCGUCCUGGGCUAUGUUGAGGGCCUUGCAUUUUAUACGGAAAAGCCCUCAUACAUCGAAUCGUGUCGCAUUCAGGAGCCUGACUUUACCAAUUGCUCAACUCGUUCUAUACAGGGUUUCCUCAAUGAGGUCAUCAAAGGAAUACCCGAAAUUGAGGAGUCUUUUGGUCCCAUAGACCCUAUGAAACAAGAUCAGCUCACUUUUACACAAGCGGACAGAGAUGUGGCAAUCAUCUCCACCAAUUUAACCAACUUGGAAAUACGCGGAUUUGGAAAAAUGGUGGUCAAGGAAAGCAGGGUUAAUAAAACAGACUUCAGUUGGAUGGAUAGAAUUUAUAUACCUCGCAUGCGCAUGGAUGGUAAUUACAAAAUGAUUGGUCACAUUUUGCUCGUACCUUUGAGAGGAUCUGGCCGCAUGUUUAUGGAAUUGGAUGAUCUCGAGAUACAAAUGACAGCGAAGACGCGACUCUACGAGAAAGGCGGCUACACGUUCUAUAAUGUCACGGAGGCGAAAGCGAAGCUGGAAAUAAGUCGAUUGAAAGUGAACUUCGAAAAUCUUUUCAAUGGCAGUAAUAAGCAACUGGAGCGUGAUACGAAUCAGUUCUUCAAUGACCAUUGGCAGGAGUUUUUUGAAGCAAUGCGUCCACUUAUUGUCGAGACUGUGGAGCGCACUUUGCUGGAUCUGCUGAAAAAGAUGUUCAAUGUGAUGCCAGCCAACUUUUUUGUGGAAGACAUACCAACUUCUUUGCUGCUAUAUGGUCGCAAAACACGUCUGAUAGCGUAG